Molecule: messenger RNA, 2760 nt
Organism: Mycena indigotica
Lineage: Eukaryota; Fungi; Basidiomycota; Agaricomycetes; Agaricales; Mycenaceae
Product: Cleavage and polyadenylation specificity factor subunit 2
Exons: 9
Coding region: 1-2760 (919 amino acids)
Biological process (GO): mRNA 3'-end processing by stem-loop binding and cleavage
Cellular component (GO): mRNA cleavage and polyadenylation specificity factor complex
Molecular function (GO): RNA binding
Source: RefSeq, a predicted model, not a curated record
AUGAUUACUUUUCGACCGCUCUGUGGUGCAGCCAAUUCCUCACAAACAACCCCACUUUGUUACCUCCUGCAAAUCGACGAUGUAAAAAUACUUUUGGACUGCGGGUCCCCAGAUUGGUCCCCAGAAGACCAAACUAAUCCAGACACAUUUCCCUGGGAGGAUUAUUGUCAAACCCUUCGCGAACUUUCUUCUACAGUAGACCUCGUUCUUCUGUCCCAUGGUGACCUUGCGCAUUGCGGGCUUUAUGCUUACGCGUAUUCGCGAUGGAAUCUCAAGGCGCCUGCAUACACAAGUCUUCCUGUUCAGGCAAUGGGACGUAUCGCAACCAUGGAAGACAUAGAGGGAAUUCGUGAUCAAGAAGACCUUGAUGACGACGGGCAAGAGCCUCAGCAGGAUGGCGACACCUCGUUACUCGACUCAGACGUUGUUGACUCUCCCAUCCAAACUACACAUCGCGACAAGCUUAAAGGCAAAUACGUGGCGACUGUCGACGAGGUUCAGGAAGCUUUUGACUCUGUUAAUACCCUGCGGUACUCGCAACCAACGCGUCUUCAAGGAAAAUGCCAAGGAUUGACGAUCACACCGUUCAACGCGGGCCACACCAUAGGAGGCACGAUAUGGAAGAUAAGGUCUCCCUCCUCCGGCACUAUUCUGUAUGCUGUAGAUGUGAACCACAUGCGAGAAAGACAUCUCGAUGGCGCUGUGAUUAUAAGCAAAUCUUCUGGCGGAACCGGACUCCCGUUGUCAAUAGUAAACAACGCGACCGCGAUGCGGCGCUCAUUGGUGAGUGAAUUAAUCAACCAUUACCACUCCAAGUUGCUAAGCUUUCUAUCAACAGACACUGUAACCUCCACCUUGACAUCAUCUACCAGAUCUUCGGUCCUUAUUCCUUGCGAUGCGAGCACUCGUGUACUCGAACUUCUCGUUCUUCUGGACCAACACUGGAAAUUUUCACGGUUAUCCUAUCCAAUAUGUCUGCUGUCGCGCACUGGGAGCGAGAUGCUGACGUUUGUGCGGGCGAUGAUGGAAUGGCUGGGAGGAACAGUGAGCAAGGAAGAUGUUGGUGAAGAUGGUGGCAAUAAACCUUCAAGGCGGCGGCGAGAGGACGACAAUGAUGACGAUGCAUUAGGCGCCUUCGCCCUUCGUUUCAAGUACCUCGAAUUCUUCCCAAACCCUCAGGCGCUCGUUCAACGCUACUCCUCAACUGACCCCAAAUUGAUUCUUGCUGUGCCUGCAUCUCUAUCUCAUGGGCCAUCGCGAAGUUUAUUCACCAGCUUCGCGGCAGUUCCAAACAAUGUCAUCCUCCUCACGUCCCGCAGCGAGGAGGGCACUCUCGGUCGCGUUCUGUUUGACAAAUGGAACGACAGACAACGGGCACAGGAGAAAUGGGACAAGGGUCGUAUUGGAAGCAACGUAAUGAUGGAUGGAAAUAUUGACCUGUCCAUGCGCUCAAAAGUCCCCCUCCAAGGCGCCGAACUAGAGGCAUACAUGCAAAAGGAACGCGCUGCGAAGGAAAAGGAGGCGGCACACCAAGCCCAGUUAGCCCGCAGCCAGCGAAUGCUCGAGGCCGACGAGGACGAGAGUGAUUCCGAUUCGGACUCAGAUGCUGACGAAGAUGAGGUUCGCCAAACUUUGGAAGGGGACGGUAUGGACAUGGAUGGUGACUUUGAGGGCAUUGGCAAGAAGCGCAAAGCCGAUAAGGCCCUUGAAAAUGCCGAUUGGGGAGACGGAGACGAAGGGCUGACGAAACAACUUUUGUCGUUUGACAUCUACCUCAAGGGUAACGUCUCCAAAGCGAACUCGUUUUUCAAAAGUGCUGGUGGACAGAGCCAUCGUUUUCGUAUGUUCCCCUACGUGGAGAAGAAGCGGAGGGUGGACGACUAUGGAGAGACUGUUGACGUCGCCAUGUGGUUACGGAAGGGAAAAGUUUUUGAGGAAGAGGCGGAGACCGAUGAGACGAAAGACUACCGGAAGAGAAAACAAGCAGAGGAAGAAGCCAAGGCGAUUCAAGAACCGCCUUCCAAGUUUGUUGUUUCCAGCGUCGAAGUCCAGAUGGCUUGUCGAUUACUUUUCGUUGAUAUGGAAGGUCUGAACGACGGUCGAGCGGUCAAAGCUAUUGUACCACAAGUCAACCCACGGAAAAUGAUUAUCGUCCAUUCGUCUACGGCGGCGGCUGACGAGCUCAUCCAAAGCUGUGCCAACAUCCGUUCGAUGACCAAAGACAUUUUCGCCCCCGGCCAGGGUGAAAAUGUGCAGAUCGGCCAACAAACCAACAACUUUUCAAUCUCUAUCAGCGACGAGUUGCUCGCUUCUCUCAAAAUGUCCACGUUUGAAGACAAUGAAGUCAGCUUUGUAACCGGGCGAGUCGUAGCGCAUGCGAGCUCGACCAUCCCUGUUCUUGAACCCAUUGCAGACUCGCCAGCUCCUUCCGUGCCAACGGGUAUAACCCGAACAACGCUGCCAAAUGUCCCUGGAACAAGACCUCAAGUGGAGCUCCCUCGGUCAACGAUGAUUGGAGAACUAAAACUGACCGCACUCAAAACACGUUUGGCUUCUGUUGGCGUCCCUGCAGAACUCAUUGGCGAGGGUGUCCUCAUCUGUGGGCCAGCAGCUGGCAAAAUGGCCAUCUCAGAUGCAGUCGAGCACUCAGUUGCAGUGCGAAAAACUGGAAGCGGGAAAGUGGAGUUGGAGGGAUCUGCUUCGCCCGUUUAUUACAUGGUGCGGAAAGAAAUAUAUAAUCUACACGCCCUCGUAGCUUGA